Molecule: messenger RNA, 2410 nt
Organism: Monomorium pharaonis (pharaoh ant)
Lineage: Eukaryota; Metazoa; Arthropoda; Insecta; Hymenoptera; Formicidae
Gene: Hs3st-B
Product: heparan sulfate glucosamine 3-O-sulfotransferase 3A1
Exons: 3
Coding region: 676-1734 (352 amino acids)
Molecular function (GO): [heparan sulfate]-glucosamine 3-sulfotransferase activity
Source: RefSeq, a predicted model, not a curated record
AUGUAAGAAAAAUGCAUUUUUGUCUGAAUUGUCGAGAACGCCUGCUUUCGGAUAUCCUGAUAUGCAUUUCGGAAAUUUGAGAAAUAUAAAAAUAUGCUGAGCUUUAUUCGGUGUAUGUUUUUGUUACAAUUAUCACGCGAAAUUAUACUUAGCUUUUAUUUCAAAUUUGAAAUAAAGUGAUUUAUUUAAAUGUUCACGUGAGAAAUUACUUUUUCCGGCUGUCCAAUUUUCAAUUUAUAAUUUUUAAUUUCCAGUUACGUAUAGUUGGAAAACAAUCACACGAAAUAUUUCGUUUAUAUUUUACGUAUUCCUUUUCUCUUUGCAGUAUGUGGUAUCAUACUGAGUUCUUGUUCGUAUCCAAGUUUAAAGAUGCAGGAAGACUGACAUUUCCCGAUCCUUCAGACGACGUAGAUACUAUCGCGCUCGAUUUUUCAUCCGCCGUCGGAUGCACCAGUUGCAUUUCCGCGCAUAAUUCACGAGCGAAGAUCAUUCCCGUCUGAUCGCAACACGUAGCGCGUACAAGAUACACAUCGUCGGAAUAUCUUUCAGACAUCGCGAGAGAUAUCAGUGCGAGCGGCGUGUCGGUGUCGAUGAAGAAGACACCGGCGGACACCGCGGCGAUAUAAUGGCACCCAGGAAGCCGACGAAAUACGACGACUCGUAAACUCCACGAAGAUGGAAUUGCGCAAAGGCUCCUGGAAGAUCGCGAUCCUCGUGUGCGCGCUGAUCAUCUACCUGUGGAUGCUCUUCGUCGAUCACUCGCACAUGCUGGCCGACAUAUCGCAGAAGAUCACGCUACAGAGGACGCGGAUCUCCGCGAGAACCGACUUGUACCAAGGAGGUGGCGAUCGAUCGAGGAUCGAAAUCGCUAACGAUCCGAGGAAACCGCAAUCUCUCUCCGCGUCCCCAAACGCAAGCGGCACGUCGGAGUAUCAGACGCUUAAGCAACAGGGACUGAUACCGAGCCGGCAAUUGCCGACCGCUCUGAUAAUCGGCGUGAAGAAAGGCGGGACGAGAGCCCUUUUGGAGUUCCUGAGGUUGCACCCGGCGAUCCGCGCCGCCGGCUCCGAGGUUCAUUUCUUCGAUCAUCAUUACAUGAAGGGAUUUCGCUGGUACAGGCGUAGGAUGCCCCCGACUCUCGUCGGUCAGAUCACCAUGGAGAAGACGCCGUCGUAUUUCAUAACGAAUGAGGUGCCGAAGAGGGUGAAGCAUAUGAACCCGGGAAUGAAGCUGAUCGUCGUGGUGCGGGACCCCGUGACCCGGGCGAUCUCCGAUUACACGCAGGUGAAGAGCAAGCGUCGUAAGAUGCCGCGCUUCGAGGAUCUAGCCUUCCUGAACGGGUCGAGGAUCGUGGACACCUCCUGGAUGCCGUUGAAGAUCGGAGUCUACGUGCGGCACCUGGAGCGAUGGUUGCAGUACUUCCCGCUGUCGCAAUUCUUAUUCGUCUCUGGCGAACGUCUGAUCGCCGACCCGGUGAUGGAGAUCACCCGGGUGCAGGACUUCCUGGGUCUGAAGCGGGUGAUAUGCGAGAAGCAUUUCUACUUCAACGCCACCAAGGGAUUUCCCUGCUUGCUUAAGUCAGAGGACCGCGCGACGCCGCACUGCCUCGGAAAAAACAAGGGUCGCAGUCAUCCCUAUAUCGAUCCCAUGGCGAUUCAGCGUCUUCGAGAUUUUUAUCGGCCGUUUAAUCAGCGAUUUUAUCAAUUGGCGGGUAUGGAUUUCGGCUGGAAUUAAAAAUCCACCCGCGUAUCGCAUACAUAUAUACAUAUCGUAAGCAGGAAAACGGAACGGAGUCAAUUCUCGUCGUGUAUCAAGUACUUGUUAGUCCUUAUCGAGUACGAUAUCUAAAUACACCUGAAUAUCUGUAAACCGAUAGGAACAUAUACAUUAUCGUCAUAUCAGAAGGAGCGCCGUUAUUCCAUAUAGCAUUUGAGCGAAACUACCAAAAUCUUGCUUCCGAUGAUGUAUUCUUCAGUUUUACACAUAUCAUAUUUUUAUUUUUUAUUUAAUCAGGUUAUCUUAUCAAAUUAUAAAUUACAAAACAUAUCUUUUUAUAUUGAUUUAAUAUAGUGUCAAAUAAUUUACAAGAACUUCACAUAUAAUAGAAGUUCUUGUAAGUUCUUGUAAGUCAUUGUGUUCUAUUUGUUAUUUGUAAUGCUAGAUAAUCUAGAUUCGUAGUUUAAUAAAUAUUAGAUUUGCCAUCGCAAAGCUAACAGAAAAGAAUGAUAGCUCUUAAAAUGAUUAAGGUACAGUUGCCGUCCGGAACUCUUUACGAAAAGAAACCGCGACAUAUCUAUAAUUAUCCUACAAGUAUUAUAACAGAGCUACAAUAAUAAAAUUAUAUCACAUUGAAGAUACUUCUAUAUAUAUGCAAUGAAAAGAAUAUAAAAUCUAUAAUAUACAUCAAAAA